GGGCGUAGCGAUUGGCGCCAUAUUGAAAAUUAAGAAAUACAGUAUAAUAAAUACAUAUUUACCGUGUCAGUAGGAAUGUUAUUAAUUUAUUGAAAUAUUUAUUUAAAACAGGAUUAAUUCAAUGUUUAGAAUUAAAGUUGGAAAUAGAACGUAUCAGAAGCUGAGAAAAAUAUAUUUUCGAUAUGAACGUUUUUAUUGUAAAGUUGAUAACAGUGAAGAUAAAAAGAAUCCGCGAUUUAAUCCAUUGAAUAUUCAAAUGCUAUCUCCUUCUCUCCAUUCACAAAUAUUCAAAAAUUCACCACAAAUCAAACAAGAAAGUAUUAAAAAGAGCGUCGAUCAUCUGAAACACCAUCAACUAUGGGGAAAGGAAACAUCCGUUCUUCCAGAUAUAGAAUGGAAACUGCCUAAAUUAUUUGGAAACAAUAUUGAUGAACAUUUUCAAUAUCUUGGGAAUAGAUUUUCAUCUGAAUAUAGGAAACUUCUAGAAAUUCUAAUACAUGCUGAGCUUCCAGAAAAACCCCAAAAAUGGGAAUUUAUAAAAGGAUGGGUCAGAUAUUCAAAUGGCAAAGUAGAAUCUGUUGAUUAUCCUCUGGAAUCAGCUCUUGUAUUUGAUGUUGAAAUUUGUUUGAAAGAUGCACCAUAUCCAACAUUAGCAACUGCAGUUUCGAAUGAAGCUUGGUAUUGUUGGUGUAGUGAAAGACUUGUUAAUGAGCAGUUUUCUUGGUCAAAAGGCAUUACUUUGGCUGAUCUCAUACCAUUAGAAAUACAAGGAAAUGUUAAAGCAUCAGGAAAAAAAGAUUGGUCAGAAAAAAUAGUAAUUGGUCAUAAUGUAAUGUUUGAUCGAGCUUUUGUAAAAGAGCAAUAUUUCGUUCAGGGUACAAAAUUAAGAUUUUUAGAUACAUUAUCACUGCAUAUGUGUGUUUCUGGAUUAACAUCUACUCAGAGAGCUAUGUCAAUGGCUUACAAAUCUAAGAAAAAAGAUAAUUCAGAAAAUGAUUUAUCUCCUUUGAUGUGGUUAGAUAUCAGUUCAUUAAAUAAUUUGGCUGAUGUCUAUUCUUUAUAUAAUGAAGGAGAGCAAAUUAAUAAAGAUCCUAAAGAUAUUUUCAUUACUGGCACUUUGAAUGAUAUCAGAGAAAAUUUUCAGGAAUUAGUUUCAUAUUGUGCAAAUGAUGUUUUUGCUACCCAUAAAAUUUUGCAGAAGUUGCUUCCUAUAUUUUAUUCAAGAUUUCCUCAUCCAGUAACUUUGGCAGCAAUGUUAGAAAUGUCAACAGCAUAUCUUCCUGUUAAUUAUAAUUGGAUUAGAUAUAUUGAAGAUUCUCAAACAACAUAUAAUAAUUUACAACAUGAAUUAAAACUUUCUUUAAUUCAUUUAGCUGAUGACAAUUGUGAUUUAUUAAAUAAUCAAAGAUAUAAAAAAGAUCCAUGGAUGUGGGACUUGGAUUGGUCUGUUCAAGAAUUAAAAUUUCGUAAAACAAUAUCAAAGAAAAAAAAUCAAAAAUCUUUAAAAAGUCAAAGUGAUAAUUCUAUAAAUGAGGUAAGUGAUGAUGAAUUGUUAUUAGUUGAAAAAGUUCAAGAUAUUCUUCAAACUGCUAAUUACUUACCAAAAAUAAGACCAUUUCUUCCUGGUUAUCCUUUGUGGUACAGAGAAUUAUGUGAAAAACCUAAAAAAAAUGGAAAACAUGAUGAAUGGAUAUUUGGUCCUGUUCUGAUUAGCACUCAAAUAAGAUCAGUUCCAAAAUUACUGCGUUUAAUCUGGGACAAUUUUCCUUUACAUUAUGAUAAAAAGCAUGGCUGGGGCUAUUUGGUUCCAAAUUGGUGUGGUCCAGAAGAAAUUUAUUCUGAAAAUCAGGAUAAUAUAUUUCCUAUAAAAGAACUUUUAAAAAAAAUUGUUUUUAAAGCUGUUCAGUUACCAAAUGUUGAACACAUAACUUCAGCAGAAUUUGAAAAUAUUUGGAAAAAGGUGGUAGAACCAAAAGAAUCGCACAAAGAAAGAGAAUUACAAUGGAGUCUUAUACUAGGCAAAGAUUCAACUAAAAAUCUUCUUUUUCAUCACGGGAAUGGACCUUUUGAUGAUGUUUGUAUUCAAGGAUGCCAGUUUUUUCGUUUACCACACAAGGAUGGUCCUCAUAAACGAGUUGGUAAUCCAUUGUCAAAAGAUUUUCUAAUUAAGAUAUCUGAUGGUACCCUUCAAGUUUAUGAUAGUGGAUAUGCUGAAAAAGCAUUAAAAUUUAGUAAGAUGAUAUCUUAUUGGAAAAAUUCUCAUAAAAGAAUAGAGUCCCAAAUGAUUGUUAGUUUAAAUAAAAAUGAAUUACCUCGAGCAAUAACAAGAAAUGAAAAAUAUGAAGAAGAAAGUAUGUAUGGAGCAAUUUUGCCUCGCCUUAUAAUAGCAGGAACUGUAACACGUAGAGCUGUAGAACCCACAUGGUUAACUGCUAGUAAUGCCUAUCUAGAUCGAGUUGGGAGCGAAUUAAAAUCAAUGAUUCAGUCACCUCCAGGAUAUCAUUUUGUUGGUGCUGAUGUGGAUUCACAAGAAUUAUGGAUUGCAUCACUUUUAGGCGAUUCGCAUUUUACUGGAAUUCAUGGCUGUACAGCAUUUGGCUGGAUGACACUUCAAGGAAAGAAGAGUAAUGCUACUGACAUGCAUAGUAAAACAGCCUUAUCUGUUGGAAUUACCAGAGAACAAGCUAAGAUAAUUAAUUAUGGUCGGAUUUAUGGUGCUGGUCAACCAUUUGCCCAGCAGUUAUUAAUGCAAUUCAAUCAUCAUCUAACACCAGAAGAUGCUAAACAGAAAGCUAAAAAAAUGUAUACAGAAACUAAAGGAAUUAGAAAACUAGUUAAUGAGUUUGAAGAUGAUAAUGAUGAACAAGAUACAAUUUUAACAAAUAAAUUUAAAAAAAGAAAGUGGAUAGGUGGAAGUGAAUCACAUAUGUUUAACAAAUUAGAAGAAAUUGCACAAUCUUCAGAACCUCGAACACCAGUGCUUGGUUGUCGAAUCAGUAAAGCCUUAGAACCUGAAACUGUGGAUAAAAACUUCAUGACAAGUCGUAUAAAUUGGGUUGUGCAAAGUUCUGCAGUUGAUUAUCUUCACUUAAUGCUUGUGUGCAUGAAAUGGUUAAUAGAAGAGUAUGGAAUAAAUGGAAGAUUUUCUAUAAGUAUUCAUGAUGAAGUACGCUAUCUUAUUCAAAGUGAAGAUCGCUAUCGGGCAGCUCUUGCAUUGCAGAUAACAAAUUUACUUACUAGAGCAAUGUUUGCACAUAAAGUUGGAAUGAAUGAUUUACCUCAGUCAAUUGCCUUCUUCAGUUCUGUGGACAUUGAUACAGUUAUUAGAAAAGAAGUGGAUAUGGAUUGCAAAACACCAUCAAAUCCUCAUGGAUUAGAAAGAGGAUAUGGAAUACCACCAGGUGAAUCUUUAGAUAUUUAUAAUAUUAUCAAGAAAACAAAUGGCUCUUUGAAGAAUUAAUUCAAGAAAGAUGCUUUUGUAUUUUGAUAAAGAGAAUAUAACAUAUUCAUGUACAAAGGUUUUAUUAAAAUUAUUUAUA
Messenger RNA from Centruroides sculpturatus (bark scorpion), 3539 nucleotides. RefSeq names its product DNA polymerase subunit gamma-1-like (gene tam). The record is from RefSeq and is a predicted model, not a curated record. Bases 122 to 3460 code for a protein of 1112 amino acids. Gene Ontology annotation, molecular function: DNA-directed DNA polymerase activity; DNA binding; 3'-5' exonuclease activity. The transcript is spliced from 24 exons. Gene Ontology annotation, cellular component: mitochondrion; gamma DNA polymerase complex. Gene Ontology annotation, biological process: mitochondrial DNA replication. NCBI's taxonomy places the organism in Eukaryota, Metazoa, Arthropoda, Arachnida, Scorpiones, Buthidae.